UUGUACUCUAUUGUAAAUGAAUGUUUUCCGUAAAGAGGGUUUCUUCAGUUGUAGCGACAGAAAGUAACGGAGAAUUUGUCACAAGGGCGCUCUCUCACUCAAAAUGGUGCAUUAUCAAGUGACAACUUUGAGGUGCUACUAAUUUUUCGGUUGAUGUCAGUCGGAGGUGUGCAUUGCCUACAGUGUCUGUAUUUUAAAUUGAACUGUUUUUAAUUUGAAGUCUCCGUCGGUCACGUCUUAUUGGAAUUCGCUGUUUUCGAUCAGUCAUGUCCAUGAGGACGACGCUUAGUGACAAUGCCUUGAGCGAACGUUUAUCGGACAAAGAUAUUUUCAAGAUCAAACUUUCGUUAUCUUGUUUAUCGAACCGCGUUGUGGUGUGCGGAACAACAGCAAGCCUUUAUCUUUGGCAACCGCCAAGCAUCGAUCGUCCUUCGAAUCAAUGGACCCUUGAGCGAAGUGGAGUGCCUGUGUUAGUCAUCAGCACUGGAGACUGUGGAGCGAGGAAUCCUAAAGGAGUGCAUGUGAGUUUAGUAGAGAGAGAUAGCGGCUUUGCGACUUGGAAAGAAACCCUCACUUCGAACUCUAACUACCACGAACAACAAAAGAACUUUCAUACGUUGAUGCUCUCUAAUGGGGACGGGUCCAUGGCGGGGUUUCGCUUUAAUUGUGAGGAAUCUGCCAAUGUUUUCUUAAAAGAGGUCGAAGCUGCAGUGCAAGAAAUCCUGUCGUCUGUUUCGGCUCCGGAAUUGAAUAAACUUCCCACGACUACAAACAGGGAACGUUUAAAAAAGUUCCGCAAGCUAAAAAAAGUUGAGAUAUCAACGCCAUGUCUGUUUAGCCAUGUUACAAGUAUAACGUCGGCCACACAAAUCGGCGAAGGAGAAAAAUCCAAAAGUAAAAAGGACAAAGACAAAGGAAAGACCUUGAACGGAGAACUCAGCAGACCCGCUCACAUUAGAAGAGCUUUUAGUAUGUCGAAGAGAAGGUAGUGCGAAGAUAUCUUUGAUUAGCUUUGACCUGUUUUGCAUUCGCUGCCAGUCAAGAUACCACGGCAUAUCUUGGAUUGAGAGGCUGGAGGAAUUUAAAUAUUCGCCCCAUCUUUGCUGCGUUUGACCAGCCAGUUUUAUAUAGAUUAAUAUAUAGAAGUAAACAUCGUCAUAUAUUUUAGAGCGUCAAUUUGAUGACUGGUUUAUGUAUUUGUGGGAAAUAAUGUCACUACUUUGAUCAAGUUGUUUUGUUUAAAAAUCGAUUUAUAAGUUGUCUAUCGCGACAACUUAUAAAUAAGUCAUCUUCCGCGCCAGCGGCAAAGCUAUUAAUUCGUCACACGACAGCGUCAAAUGUAAGCAUCGCUCUUCAAAAUCUUUGGUGUAUGCGGUUUCCUCGAAGAGGGUAAUGGGUCCCGACUGAAUAAAUAUCGUCUUUGGUCCAAUAUUUUGUAAACACAAUUCACUUUUCUGUGGAAUGCAUUUUUAAGAGUUGUAGGUACUUAUCUACAGACUAGGCUGUUGACCUAAAGAAUAGUUGUAUCCGUAAAUGGCAUUAGCGCUUCUUUCAAUCAAUGCUGUAAUUCUCUGAGGAAUGUUUCCAAACAACAGAGUCAAAAUGCACAUGCGGGAGAGAGGUAGUUUUGAUAUGUAAAUCAGCAGAUUUUCUUGUGACUGUGGGGCUUAAAUUUAACUUUGCCUUUUGGACUAUGAACGGUAUGGUGCCACGGGCAUUAGGGACAAGUUGAGGUCUGUAGGCUUUUCUCCAACAUUCUUAAUUAAGCAUAUCUGGAGAAUGUCUGCACUUGCCAGGUGAAUUCAGACAUGUUAUCUCUGUAGAUUUCUUUACAAAUCCUUGGCAACCUUCCCAGACUGCUGAGAGAAAAUCAUGGUAUACUGAUCUCAUUUACAAGCCUUUUGCAAGCAUAUAAGUAGUUUGAAUAAAGGGAUGCUUGAAUGA
Messenger RNA from Pocillopora verrucosa, 1944 nucleotides. RefSeq lists its product as uncharacterized. Gene Ontology annotation, cellular component: nucleus. Gene Ontology annotation, biological process: regulation of transcription by RNA polymerase II. Gene Ontology annotation, molecular function: RNA polymerase II cis-regulatory region sequence-specific DNA binding; DNA-binding transcription factor activity, RNA polymerase II-specific. The record is from RefSeq and is a predicted model, not a curated record. Lineage: Eukaryota; Metazoa; Cnidaria; Anthozoa; Scleractinia; Pocilloporidae.